Molecule: messenger RNA, 9153 nt
Organism: Scylla paramamosain (green mud crab)
Lineage: Eukaryota; Metazoa; Arthropoda; Malacostraca; Decapoda; Portunidae
Product: adenylate cyclase type 3-like
Biological process (GO): cAMP biosynthetic process; intracellular signal transduction; adenylate cyclase-activating G protein-coupled receptor signaling pathway
Cellular component (GO): plasma membrane
Molecular function (GO): adenylate cyclase activity
Source: RefSeq, a predicted model, not a curated record
AUGGCAGAAUGGGCUAUCGAGGGCACGCCACCACCACUGUCUCUGCCUCUUCACUCGGCUAAAUGGAGGAGGCAUGCAGGUGUGGGGACGCAUCAGGGCAGCACUGUGGAGGGCUCAGGUCCGGCAGCAGAGGCGCCCCGCUGGCUGCCGCUUGAAGGCAAGUCUCCGGGAACGGGUAUACAGUGGAGUAUCAAAAAUAGAUGCUGCUUUUCCCUUUCGCAGCGCCCUUCAGCCCUACUUCUUGGUACAGCGCGGCGUGCGUCACUACAGCUAAAGGUGUGUGCCAGCUUGGUGUUGCUGUCCGCCGCCACGCUGCUGGGCCUCAUGUCCUACUUCUUCGCUGACAAGAAGCAUCGCCGCGCCUUCCUGGAGACGCGACAAUCCCUAGAGGUGAAGAUGGUCAUCGAGGAGCAGUCUAAGGAGCAGGAGCGGCUGUUACUCUCCGUCCUGCCGCAGCACGUCGCCGAGACCAUGAGGCAGGACCUGGGGCGCGGUGGUGACGGCCAGUUCAAAAAGAUCUACAUGAGUCGCCACGAGAAUGUAAGCAUACUGUUCGCGGACAUCGUGGGCUUCACCGCCAUCUCCUCCACCUACACGGCCUCCGAGCUGGUGAAGAUGCUCAACGAACUCUUCGCUCGAUUUGACGGCCUGGCGGAGAAGUACGACCAGCUGCGCAUCAAGAUUCUCGGGGACUGCUACUACUGCGUGUCCGGCGCCCCCAAGGAGAGGAGUGAUCACGCCGUGAACUGCGUGCAUAUGGGCCUCUCCAUGAUCGACGCUAUCAAAUACGUGCGGGAGACCACGGGGUGCACUGUGGACAUGCGGGUCGGCAUUCACACAGGGGCGGUGCUGGCGGGCGUGUUGGGACAGAGGCAGUGGCAGUUCGAUGUGUAUAGCAAGGACGUGGUGCUCGCCAACAAGAUGGAGAGCAGCGGCAAACCUGGUCGCGUCCACAUCAGCAACAAGACCCUGCAGUACAUCGGUGGGGAGUUCGAGGUGGAGCCAGCGUAUGGGGAGAAGAGAGAGGACGCUCUCAGAGCCGCGGGACUCAAGACUUACUUCAUCUCCAAGGUCCUGCGCCCGUACAAACCACGGCCGUCACUUCAGAUGAUGAGGAAUGGCACCAAGAGCUCUUCGUCUCAACCUUCCCGGGACGUUCCCUCCGAAAACACAAUGGCCUCCAGGGACUCAACGACACUCUCCACGGCGGACGAGGCCAGAAUCCUCAAGGCCCUGCAGGAAGGUAGACGCCCCGACUCCUCCUACAAAUAUAAGCUGAAGAAUGAGCUAGUCAACCGUGAUGGUCGCAAGGACCUGCUGAGCCAGACCAGCUGCCUCUCCCUGAGCUUCCGGGACAGCAAGACCGAGCGCGCCUACCACCACCACCGCGAGACCUUCAGCGGCGCUGCCACCACCGCCGUUGCCGCUGGUCGUAGUGCUCAUCGCCCUGGCCAGGUUGCUCGUUAUGCCCAGGUGAGAAAGAGAGAGAGAGAGAGAGAGAGAGUGUGUGUGUGUGUGUGUGUGUGUGUGUGUGUGUGUGUGUGUGUGUGUAGCUGGUGCGGAGUGGUGGUGUACCUGCUGGCGGCUCUUCUACUCAUCGCUAUGGCUUCGGUGUCGGCUGCCCGCUCCUUCCCCGUGAGGGUGUGUGAGAGCCUCCUGCGUGCCAGCGACCGCGUGCACUCAGUGGUGCGGCUACGGGUCACGUGGUUCACUUCCCUGGUGGUGCUGGCCGCGACUGCAAACACUAUCGACAUGUUUCUGUGUAGUGAUCCGUUCACCACCAUGGCCGCGGGUGCCGCUAACACCACAGAGGAGGACCUGCUGAUGGAGGCGAACUUAACCAACGCCACCACCCCACUCACUACCACAGACGAAGCGAGGGGAGGCGUGCCCUGCCCUCACCCCGCCUAUUACUCCUGCUUCUCCCUGCUCAUCCUGCUGGCUGCCUCCCUGCUGGCCCAAGUGAGCUACAUGAUCAAGAGUGCGGUGAUGGUAGUGGUGGCGGCCGUCCAGUGUUGCAUGAACCUGAUGAUGCUGUGGAAACUGCAGCACAACAGCGACCAGGGGUACACGUGGGAGCCCGUCUGUCUGUCGGUGGAGUUGAGUCUCUUCACGCUGCUCCUCAUCACCCUCAACAGACAGACGGAGAAAACCUCUCGUCUGCUGUACCUGUGGCGGCGGGAGGUGGAAGAGCAGAGAGAACGUGCAGCAGAUAUCAGGCAGAGGAAUGAAGCUCUGGUGUACAACAUUCUGCCGCAACAUGUCGCUACCCACUUCAUGGGGAUCAGGAGGAAGAAGCACGAGGAGCUGUAUUCCCAGAGCUAUGAGGAAAUUGGUGUCCUUUUUGCCUCCAUGCCCAACUUUAGUGAUUUCUAUUCUGAGGAAUCUGUCAACAACCAAGGGCUAGAGUGCUUGCGUUUCCUCAAUGAGGUCAUUUCAGACUUUGACCAGUUACUAGAAGCAACUCAGUUUCAUGACAUCAUUAAAAUUAAGACUAUUGGCUCCACAUAUAUGGCUGCCAGCGGCCUCAAUCCUUCCCGUCAGGUGAAGGAAGAUGACCCAGUGAAGGUGAGGUGGGCACAUUUGGCUCUGUUGGUGGACUUUGCCUUUGAGUUGGUGCGAGCUCUACAGUCCAUCAAUGAGCAGUCCUUCAAUCACUUUGUGCUGCGAAUGGGAAUCAACCAUGGACCCAUCACUGCUGGUGUAAUCGGUGCUCGAAAACCUCACUAUGACAUCUGGGGCAACACAGUCAAUGUAGCCUCCCGCAUGGAGUCCACAGGGAAAGCAGGCUGCAUCCAGGUAACUGAAGAAACUACUAAGAUCCUGCAACACUUUGGCUAUGUGUUUGAGCAGCGUGGCCUCAUAGCAGUGAAGGGCAAGGGUGAGCUGAUGACUUACUACCUGGUGGGGAAGGCUGCCAGCCCCCAACAAGUGAACGGGGAGUCGCUAGACUAUUCCCGUGCUGAUGAUGAAACAAAAACUUGAGAACAUGAGGCUGUGUAACAAGUACCAGUAUAAGGUGACCCCCAUCACCUAUCAGCCCCAACAACCCCACCCAAGCGUGGCUGUAGAUUAUGCAGCCCAUGCACUAACACAACGUCAAGUAUUUCACUUAUAUACGUAUAUUUAAAUUUUUAAACACACACACACACACACACACACACACACACACACACACACACACACACACACACACACACACACACACACACACACACACACACACACACACACACACACAAUUUUAGCUCAUAUCUUAGAUACAACUUUGUGAAAAGAUAAGUCUACAUUUUAUGUACAGUAACUACACUAUAUCCUAUAUAGUUCAGUGAUGAAAUAGACUUUCAUUUGUAUAUUCAAAAGUAGGAUUCACUAACAAAUGUACUUCAUCAUUUUGAAUCCACACAUUUAACAUUUAGUAACACUGAAGCCUUCUCCUUGAAUCACGACUUAUUUACCCUACAUUCCACAUGGGGCCAGAAGAGGCCAGCACAGUAACUGCUGGCCUGAAUCUUUUAACAUGAACCAAGGUAGAUAAGAUUUGUUUUUAGAAGUGAUACACCUAAGUGGGAAACUUUGAUGAGGGGGAAAAAUUAAAAGGUAUUUUCCACAUAACACAUCCCCUUAGUUGCACAGCUUCAUAAACAUGUGACAGACAGUUUUGUGCUGGCUUAAAGUUCAGAUUGAACAAAUUGAUAUAAAGAAAAAAGAUGCAUGUGAUUGUGAUACCAGUGAAUAUUUUUGAAAAGCUUUUUUUUUUUCUGGGAAAGAUAUUAUUUAUAUCAGGUCUGUAAAAUAACAUAAAAUUCAUAAUCUUUAUUGACUAGUCAAAACGUAACAUUUUUUGACUAGAAGUGUUAUCUGUGAUUUGCUAGUGUAAAAUGUAACUGCCAAUUGUCUUGAAUGAUUCUGCUCCUCUCUAAGAGUUGCAUCACAGAACCUCUAGAAAAAUAAGACAGUGACUGCUGUAGUUGUUAUGACUCCAUGUGUCUGUAAAACAAUCCAUUGAUAUGUGUUGUCCUCCUCCCACUGAUGCUCCCUGAUGCUUGUGUUGUGUCAGCGUAAAUAAACGUGUCGAAUGUGACUGUAUAGAACCAGUUGAACUCUUAAAGCUUUGGAUGUCUUUCAUGCUGGGCUGGAGGAAGUACUUAAGGCUAUUCUCUGUAGAUGAGACAAAACUUGGGUCAUCCUUUCUUCAAAUACACAUACUUUCUGCCUUACAGUGCUAGUGAACAGAAAAUAAUGUUUCAAAUCAAUAAAAUUUUCAUAACAGCUUGUCUGACAAACCAGGAUGCUGACAGGAGUGUGGAACUUACUCUGAGGACCAACAGGCCAACCUCCCCAGCAUGAUGGCACAAGAAGUAUAUGACAAAACAAGCUAGAAAGAAAACUUAAGGUUUACAUUCACAUUGUAACACAUGUUAGUGCUCAAUGAGAGUAGCAGACACUUCCAUUAUGUGAUGACAGUGCAGACCAGUACUCCAAAUAAGAAGUGCACACAUGCCCCCAUCUCUGCGGUUUCACCACCUUUUAAGAAGCAUUGCAAACACACUGCCCAUUUAAGAUCAUUAUACUACUGUACUUACUUUUUUUUUUUUUUUUUUUUAGUUGUGCAAGGUAAACCUGUUUGUUCACUUUAUGAAUCAGUAUCAUCAUCAUUACUAUCAUUAUCUUUACUAUCAUCAUUGCCAUCAUCAGCAUUAUCAGCAUCAUCAUCACCAUUAGUAAAAUAGCCAUACACCAAGACAUACAUAACUUGGCCCAACCAUCAGCUUCAUUAACAAAGGUUUCCCAAAGUGAGCUAAUACAUGAAUACUUGUCCUAUUCCAAACUGUUCUUAUCAGUUUAUCAGAUUAAUUAUUUUAUUCCAGAAAUAAGCUUCAUGUCAAAUCUUUUCCUUGUGGAUUGGCUGAUACAAAUUAAACAUCACUUUUGAUACUGUAAUUUGAUAUCUAAGGCAUUUUCUCUUCUGGAGAAGACUGACUAAUAAUUUUCAUUUGUAUUAAUAAUUUCAUGUUAAUCCUGUCAGUUGCUCCACUACACAUCCUUGUAGCAUCCAUAUUUAAGAAGCCAUUGCAUAUUAAUCUGAAGAAAUUUUGUAUCUUGAAUUCUCAGCUGUAGAUCUUGAGAGCAUCAAACCAGGGACCACAGGUUGCAAGAGCAAUCAUUGUAGUCAUUUGUUAAAAAUUACAUAUCUCUUGGAGGUAAUCACCAGGUAAUUGGCCAAGUAGUCUUACAAAUAACCAUUUCAUGAUAUAUGUAGGUAGUACAUGAUCCUGUGAAAAUUCUUUUUACCAAAAGCAUUAUGACUUUGGAAUUUUGUUUAAUAUUUGUCUCACAACUAGAAUCUAAAACUGUGGUCAGCAGAACCAUGAAGGUCUGAAUUUCACUGUUGCAUGGUUGUAUUAACAAAGCUGUGUAGUAUUUACAGUACAGGGUGUUCAGAAAGUCACUAUUCUCGGGAGACAAAGUAGUCUGGUUCAUGUGCAGCAGUCUCUUCCUCCAACUUUUUUCCCAGCCCUCCCAUCCCCCUAAGUACCAUAACUGUCUCAGAGAAAUCACACCUAUCCCAUACAAGCCAGAUCAUCUGUUAAAUUCUAGUUGGGACUCCCUAUUGAUAUGGACCACAUUAUUAAGUUGUGUGAGAUCCCUCAUGAUCUCAGUACAUGUGAAUAUACUGCAUUGAUUUAUCUGCCAAUAUUCCAAACAUUUCAGCCUUGGACUCAGUCCAAAAUACUUCAUAAGCCUGACAAGUUUGCUUUCUUGCAGGACUCAAGAGCAGUCAUUAGCACCUAAUAUCAGUAACUAUGUAAAAACCUGCAUCAACUACAGAAUGUAGAUAAUAACAUCACUGACUGAUAUUUAUUUGAAGCUUUGCAAACCCCAAAAACAUGCAAAUGCUCAAGAGAAAGGGAGUGGUACACAACCCUCUUUUACUCCUGAGUCAACAGGGAAAAAGCCAGACACACCACCCACACAUAGUGCAAUAAUGUGGGCAUCUUAUAAGGAUCAGUAGGAGCAACAAGCCUGUGAAAAAUCUUAAUGAUGCUCUACCAAGAUACAGGGCUGGGAUCUGGUUCUUGGUCAGCCAAACAAUAAACAUAACUGUAACACCCUUUCCAAUGGUACAAACUUCUGCUAGUCCACUUUCACUAUGAUAAUAAACAUGCUAUAAUACUAUAUAGCACUUUGAACAACAAGCCAACUCAGAUAUCCUCAUUUUCAGCUUUCAGGAUGUUUUCACUGACACUACAAAUAUUGACUUCCCAUUGUUUAAUUCUGACACAAAUUGUCUCUUUAGCAGAAGGAAGUGUAUUUUAUCUUAUUAAGAUUUAACACCUACCACUCUUUUAUCAGGAACAGCUAGCCAACAGGAAGUGAUACUAAACAUAUAUAGCAGUAACAUUUUUCACAUGAGGAAUCACAACAAAUUAAUUAACGAAUAAAUUAACAUAUUGAAACUUUGGGAAUGAAAUGCUGAAGCAGAGGAUUAUGGGAGAUAAUGCUGUAAGUACAAAGAUACUCAUAAAGGGGGAAGUACACAUACAUAAGUAGCUGGGUUAGUUUUAUAUAACCAAGUCACUACUGAAAGUGGUUGGCCCAGCAUGUAUAAUGCCUUUUGUUUUGAAACUAUGAACUUAUUUAAAUCAAGUGUGUGAGGGGAUACAUGAAGAUCAAACUUCUGAUAGGCCACCCAACAUAUAUGCCAUGUAAUUAGAAAAAUGAAUACCAUGGUUCAGGUGAAUUUUAAUCACUUCAGAGUGUCUCACCACUACACAGCUUUCCUUAUACUUUCUAGGUCAAUUUUGGAUAUUUCAUAGUACUGCAUACUUUUUUUUCUACACCUUCCUUUUAAUUGGCAGUGUUUCCAUCAGGCAACACUGCCCAGACUCCAAAUAGGAUCAUACAUAUUUUGUUUUUUUCUCAAACUUCAUACUUGUCACAAGGAACUCUCACUACUACAAACCACUGUAACACUUAAUUGAUUCAUAAUUUUAAGCAUUGAAAGGAAGCAGCCAGAAAUGGAAUCCUUGACAGAACUCUCAAUAAACAUGAAUCAUUACUAAGUGAAUCAUAACAAUCACCAAGACCCAAAUGAAGAAUGACUGUCCUGCCAUUAAUUUAUUAUUUAUUUUUAUUUAUUUAUUUUAUUUAUCUUUUUUUUUUUAUUCAACACAAGUCUCCUCCCACUGGGACUUCAUAUUCUUGUAGCUGUUUUUCAAUGAAGGGUUAUUACAUAUUUUCUUCCUUCACUUCAUUUUCUUCUAUGAAUUGUGUAUUUUUGCUAAGCUCCUCUUUAGAGGGUUGUGAUCAAAUCAAAGUAGAUAACUUAUUCUUCCUUCACACCAUGUCUUCAUAGGGGAUUUUUAAAGUUACCAGUCACUGUAAUGCUUAUCAUUCUGAAACCUUAAGAAAUGUAUUGUCGAGUAAAGCCAUGAAAUAACAUCCUGGGGAUCCAACACCUGACAGGACACUCCAUUCAUGACAGGCAAGAGUGAAGCCAGCAAUGUGGCAAUGACUGAUAUAACCUUGCUCUCCAUUGAGCCAGUAUAUUGUCAGCUGCUUUAUGAAUAUCUUGGACAUGGCACCAUACUCUCAUCAAGAUUUGUUGCAGUCAUCAUUACCCUACACUUAUUUAGUCUGUUCUUCAAGAGAUCAGUUAUUAGCCAUGUUUUAUCAGUGUUUAUCAGUCCUACUUAAUGCAGUAAACAGGUGUAUUACAAAUAUCUUCACCUAUUUGAUGGUCUAUGAUUUUUGGUCUUCGUAGGUGAAGGAAAUGACUUGAUGUUGAUGGAAGUCACUGAUUCAUUUAAUAUCAGUAUUUUACUCACUUCAUUAUUUUAUUUGUCAAGAGGCAUUCACCAUAACUUUGCAAGUAUACCUACAUUUCUUCAAAAUAAAACAGAACUCCUGAAAGAUUUAAUCUGGAUGUGAUAAGAGAAAGCGAUGGUGUUUCUAAGCAUCAGCCUUGCACCUAUUUUUGUCUCAAAGAUUCAUGGUGUGUUCCAGACCCUGCAACCAUGAACAGCUAAAGUUUUCUGCUUCUCUCCACUGCACAGGCCAGGUGCCAUAGUGCCCCACAAUAAGUCUUCCUUAGUGCCUGUUAGUAACCAUCCUCUCUCACCGGGUUGCAGGGAGUGCAUCAAGGGUACAACAGGUUGACCUGCUAUCAUUCACUUGAACCUAUUAGUGUUGACCGUGUACAGGGCAGUAAAGUCCUUAGAUUUACAUACUUUCCAUAUAAGAAAUCCAAUAAAUGGAAUAACAUAAAAUAAACAUAUUUCUCCAAGAAAUCCUACAGAUAUCCUCCCUUAGACACAUCACAAACAUUUCCCCUCCUCCAUGGGCCCAAACACCAUUCCACUUCCAAAAAAAAAAAAAAAAAAAUAGCGUCAGUUAGACACCACAGGCAUUCACUCUCACCCUCCCCCCCCCAAGACAUAGGUCCAUUAUUCAGUGGUUUCUGCUACGGUGUUAUGGUAGUCAACAAAUGUUCAGCACUAGGCCAAUGUCACAACUAUAACCAAAGAUGAAAUUCGUUUUUAAUAAUGAUGGUGGUGGUAUGCUGGCUAUCCUCUACCCGAAGUGCCAGCGUCGACAACAGUCAGCAUUCCAGUGGGAGACGAGACGGCAGCGAGCUGUGCAGACGCGGCACCCACAAUCAAUAUUUAAUUCAAUAGGCUUAUGGUGGGUUCUUCGCGGGAGGUGGGGUGACAUAUCGGUGGUAAAAGUAUAUACUAUUUUUUGAGAAUAUGUAGACUAUUUUUGUACAUAGCAUCUCUCUAUUUCUAUAACGGCUGACUUCAUGACUACCCUUCAAGGUAUAUUUAGGUAGCAUGGUGUGUCGUGGCUGCGGUGAGUGGUGCCCCGCGCCCUGCCUCGGGCAAAAACCGAAGAAUCGGGUGGGGCGGAGCGGCUGCUCUACAACACCACAGUGAAAAAUCUGUAUACAUGAAUUACCCUGUGUAUUCCCCUACGAAGUAUGUAUACAAUAUGUAUAUGAGUAGGUUGUAAAUGUGUACUCCAGAACCAACAAUGUAGAUGAUUGUGUUGCCGUCGUCAGCUGCUUGUUCAUUUUCACGCGCAGCCUGAGGUUGCCUGUGGUUCGUUAAGUGUUGCGAGAGUGUAAUAAAGUCAUGUGACUCCAAAAAU